CUGGUUACUCCUGGUGACACACACGCACACACUUAACUUGUUGCUGGUUUUGUUUCCCUUAAAUGCAGCUCUGAAGGUAUGUGAAAAUUUUCCCUCAACACCUAGGAAACCAAAUGUAUAUUUUUCCAAUUAUGUUUUUGUUUAUUAAAUGACAAUAGAAAUUUCAACAGCAAGAAAAAUGAAAAAAAAAAGUUUUCCAACUGUCUAGCAAACCGGCAAGAAAAAUCAAUUUCUAACUAAUAGUCACAAAGAAAGGACGAAAAAGUUUAUUACACACAAUUUUCGGUUAAAAUAAAUAACAAUUUGUUAAUAGUUUUAUAUAUAUUUUGGAUGUUUUAACAACAAUGAAACGUUGCUCGGAAGAAGCUUAUCGCAAAUCACAACCCAGCCAUUUCAGCUGUAGCAGUGGAGUCAGUAAUGUCAAAAGACCAUGUUCAAAACAAAAGUUCGUUUAUAAUCGCCCCAAACCCGAUACACUGCAAAGUAUAUUACGUUCAAAGGCUAAUCCCGAAUACAAUUCACGACGUCUCUGGUAUGAAUUGAAUAUGCCAGAAUGUACAAGUGAAAUAUUAGAUGGAAGAAUGCUAUCAACCAGCAUACCUGACAGGCUGCUAUGUCAUACCAAAGAAAUGCGUUGUAAACGUAGGAUACAAACCAAAAAGAAAGAAAAGCGACCUUCUUACAUGCAAAUGCGUUUGGAACGAGAAAACUUUCGCAAAAAGUUAGUCGAAUUAAUUGCCCGUAAAGAGGAUGAUGAUGAUGAUGUUGUAAAUGCUACUGCUGGAGGUUCUCCAGCUAAUGCCAUUGAUUUGGAAGCUGAAUUUCCCAAUAAAGAAGAAAAGGAAGUUUUACGUUAUUACUAUUACAUUAAACAUGGCAUCGAUACAAUACACGUUUCACCCAUGAGCAAAAAAGUGUUAAACAGAAUUAAAAGUCAAAUACCACCUGUUUUAAAUAAAUGGGCCAUUGCUCUUAAUGAAAAUAUCGAUGAGAUAAAAUCUGAUUAUGUGUUUGCCAUGAAAAAGGCAGUUAUUGAUUUUGUUCUACAAAACUCUUUAAUAAAUUUGAAAAAAGAUGCGCAAUUAGAAUUAACGGCAGAACGAAAGGAGGCGAAUAGAAUGUUUAAUAGAUGGCGUUAUCGGUUUGAUGAAAAUCGUUGUCGUCUUAAGAAAACUCUCUUUUGUAUACAUCGUUCGGUGGCCAGUAUUUUAGAACUUUGGAAUACCAAAUAUAAGGAACUUACUUUGGUUGAUGCUAAGGAAUUGUCAAAAGUUGAAACACCUUUUGAAAUAUUUGAAUUUGCGUAUACAGUGGGCAAACACAUUGAAACUACCAAAGGUCUCUUGGAAAAUCAAUGGUAUGGAGAAAUUCAUAGCAUUUUACUUAAGGCCAGUUUAAAAGGUAUUUUACCAGAUGUCCGAAAGUUAAGAUUAAUACAACGUUUCUAUAAUUGUGUGGCCGCUCUUAUGACGCAACAACUGGAGGAUAUGUGUAUAAGAAGUUUAAAUACAUUUGCCGAUUUUAUAUGUGAUUAUGGAAAAACCAAUCCCGGUUUUAAAAUCUCAUUAAUGCUGGAAGAUGAAGAUGUUAUAGUCUUUAAUCCAAACUUUUCGAAAAUACAAAGUGAAAUGACACGCAUUAUUGAUUCCAUAGUCUUGGCCAUACAGAAUCUGCCACGUAUUGAGGGCAAACUUUAUACGGAUUUACGUAUUACAGAUAAAAUUUGUUUGACACCUGCCAUACCCGAAUCCAUAAUAGCCGAAACACGCAAUCGCAUUUGUGCUUUGUUGGAGGAGCAAAGAAUUGGUCCUGAGUUGAGAUUACAAGAUUUUGAUAAAUAUAUUGAUCUAAUGAAUGGCAAGGACUCCGAAAGAAUAGCACGUUUCAUGCAAGGUGAUCCACCAUUUGAGGCAUUUUGCGAUAUGGUCUAUCAAUAUCGGGAUAAGGAAAAUCAAAUAGCUAAAGAUGUUUGGGGUGUUAUACGCAUGGGCCUCUAUGAGUUUCAUCGUGAGAAAUUCAUUUCAAAUUUGGAAACUUUUGGACGUUAUAUGCAGGAGCAAUUACUAACACGCAUGGUGAAUGAUCAGCAGGCGAAGAUCUCCAAAUUGGGCAAGGAAUAUGAAUCUAUAGCUAAAAAAGCUUUAACUAUACCCAAAGAUACUGCGGAGCUAAUGAGUUUGAAAGCCUAUGUCAUAAAUACCGAAGAGAACGUAGUGCCCGAAAUGGAGCAAAGACUGCGCGUAAAUAUGGGCCAUAUAUUAUGGCUAAUGGAUCAUACACUUUAUUCUCCUUUGCAAAUUAAAAAUAAUAGCAACACCUUUCAAUGGUACUUAAAACUCCCCUCCAUAUUCGAAGAACAUCGCCUUAUAAUAGCCGAUAAAACUAUUGAAUAUCAAGAGUUACUUAAGAAACGUAUAGAAGCUUUUCGCCGAGAAUUACAAACUUAUUACGAUCAAGUGCAAACCUAUGAUGAAUGGGGUGAUAUAAAACAAUUAUCGAAAUAUAAACGUAAAGCUCAGCUGUUAGAUAAUCGUUUGGUUACUGCAAUGGAUACCAUAGAUCGUAUAAAUGAGGAAGAGACUUCGUAUGGCUGGGAACUGUCUCAGUAUAUUAUAAGAAAAAAAGCACACGAUCAAUUGAAACCCUAUAAAACUCUCUUCGAUGCUGGUCAAGAAUUUAUGGAUAAAUAUGAUUUAUGGAUGAACUCACAAGUGGGAAGUUUCGAUCCUGAUGAAAUAGAUAAUGAUGUGGCGAAUAUAUAUCGCAUCAUACAAAAAUUGGAAAAACAAAUGGGUGAUCAUCCCACCACCAUGAUAUUGAUAAAAGAUAUUAAAGAUCAAAUAGAAGCCUUCCGUGAGCAUAUGCCCACCAUUAGCACCUUAGGCAAUCCCGGCAUGAAGGCCCGUCAUUGGGAAUUAGUUUCGGAAAUUAUUGGCUUUCCCAUUAAAGUCUCACCGGAUUUAACUUUAGCUCGCAUCAUCGAAUAUGGUUUAGAGGAUUAUGUGCCCAAGUUUGAGGCUAUUUCGGAGAGUGCUACCAAAGAAAAUAAUUUAGAAAGAGCUAUGUCAAAAAUGGUUUUAGAAUGGGAAGAUAUAUCGUUUUCUGUAUCGCCCUAUAGGGAUUCGGGAACUUAUAAGUUAGCUGCUGUUGAUGACAUACAGAUUCUUCUGGAUGACCAAAUUAUUAAAACACAAACUAUGAAGAGUUCCCCAUAUAUUAAGCCAUUCGAAAAGGAUAUAUUAAAAUGGGAAGCCAAAUUAAUACUUUUGCAAGAUAUAUUGGAUGACUGGUUGAAAGUACAAGCAACUUGGAUGUAUCUCGAACCAAUAUUUUCAAGUCCAGAUAUACAACAACAAAUGCCCGAAGAAGGAAGACGUUUUAGUGCAGUGGAUAAGAUUUGGAAAGAAUUAAUGAAGCAAGUCAACAGUGAUUCGAGGGUAAUGACAGUUGUGGAAAUAAAUAAAAUGUCUGAGAAUCUUAAAAAGGCCUAUAAUCUUUUAGAGAUAAUACAGAAAGGCUUAAAUGCGUAUCUCGAAAAGAAACGUUUAUAUUUUCCACGUUUCUUUUUCCUUUCCAACGACGAACUGUUGGAAAUUCUUUCCGAAACAAAAGAUCCUACAAGAGUACAACCUCAUUUGAAGAAAUGCUUUGAGGGUAUUGCUACAUUAAAAUUCACCGAAGAAUUGGAGGUUACAGUAAUGCGUUCCUCAGAACGUGAAGAGGUGGAAUUGGUGGAUAUUAUAUCCACCGCUAAAGCUAGAGGUCAAGUGGAGAAAUGGUUGCUGGAACUGGAAAUUGAUAUGAAAAAGAGUAUCCAUAAGAAAAUGAGUGAAGCAUUUUAUAGUUAUCCUCAAAGUGUAAGACACGAAUGGGUUUUAGUAUGGCCGGGACAAUGUGUACAAUCGAUAUCGUUAACCUAUUGGACUUUUUAUAUUACGGAGAGUUUUAUGUCUGAUAAUCCUCGGAAAAGUUUACAAAACUAUUUACAAAAAAAUAUAGAGCAAAUAGGUAAAAUUGUUGAUUUGGUAAGAGGAGAUUUGAGUGGUCAAAAUCGUAUUACUUUGGGAGCCUUGGUAGUGUUGGAUGUACAUGCUCGAGAUGUUUUGGCUGAGAUUGUAGAGAAAGAAGUUUCGGAGUUAAAUGAUUUUCAAUGGUUGUGUCAGCUGCGUUAUUAUUGGGAAGAAAAUAAUUUGGAUACGCGCAUGAUUAACUGUUCUUUAAAAUAUGGCUAUGAGUAUUUAGGCAAUACCACACGCUUGGUGGUCACUCCUCUCACCGAUCGUUGCUACCGCACUUUGUUUAGUGCCUUACAUUUACAUUUAGGUGGUGCUCCCGAAGGACCAGCUGGCACCGGUAAAACAGAGACUACUAAAGAUUUGGCCAAGGCAGUGGCUAAACAAUGUGUGGUUUUCAAUUGCUCAGAUGGUUUAGAUUAUUUGGCUCUGGGUAAAUUCUUCAAAGGUUUAGCUUCUUGUGGUGCUUGGUCCUGUUUUGACGAAUUCAAUCGCAUAGAUUUGGAGGUAUUAUCUGUGGUAGCUCAGCAAAUUCUAACCAUACAACGUGGCAUAAAUUCUGGCAGUCCAACCUUGGUAUUUGAAGGCACUACUCUGACUUUGGAUCCCACUUGUGCGGUAUUUAUUACAAUGAAUCCCGGCUAUGCUGGCAGAUCGGAAUUACCCGAUAAUUUAAAGGCCUUAUUCCGUUCGGUAGCGAUGAUGGUGCCAGAUUAUGCUCUUAUCUCGGAAAUUGAAUUAUAUUCCUGCGGUUUCUUAAGCGCUAAACCUCUAUCCGUUAAAAUUGUGGCCACUUACCGCUUGUGUUCUGAACAGUUGAGCACACAGUGUCAUUAUGAUUAUGGCAUGCGUGCUGUUAAAUCCGUUCUUAAAGCUGCUGGUGCGUUAAAGCUACGCUAUCGAGAUGAAAACGAAGAUAUUCUAGUUUUACGCUCUAUCAAAGAUGUUAAUUUACCGAAGUUUCUUAGUCAAGAUGUUCCACUCUUUCAUGGCAUUACUUCAGAUUUGUUUCCGGGUACUGUUUUGCCAGAGUCAGAUUAUGUGGUGUUAAAUGAAUGUUGCCAGCUGGCUUGCGAAAAGAAUAAUAAACAAUGUACUGAUUUCUUUUUGGAAAAAGUUCAACAGUUGUAUGAAAUGAUAGUGGUAAGACAUGGUUUGAUGUUAGUGGGUUUGCCUUUUGGUGGCAAGACAACCUGUUACAGAAUACUGGCCGAAACUUUGGAGUGUAUGGAAAAGAGGAAUGCUGGUGAAAAUCGUGCAAUUUUCACGGUAAUCAAUCCCAAAGCCAUUACAAUGGGUCAACUGUAUGGUCAAUUCGAUAUGGUUUCACAUGAAUGGAGUGAUGGCGUUUUGGCGGUUAGCUAUAGACAAUUUGCCGUCUCCGAAACACCAGAUCGUAAAUGGUUGAUUUUUGAUGGUCCUGUGGAUGCUAUAUGGAUUGAAAACAUGAACACAGUGUUAGAUGACAACAAGAAACUAUGUCUAAUGUCUGGUGAAAUUAUACAACUCUCUCCAACAACGAAUUUAAUAUUUGAACCCAUGGAUUUGGAGGUAGCUUCUCCCGCAACCGUAUCGCGUUGUGGUAUGAUUUAUUUAGAACCCACAUCAUUGGGUUGGGAACCUUUGGUGACUUCUUGGAAAAAUAAAUUACCUGCAAGUUUUCAUACAGUAGCUAAGCAGUUAAUAACUUCGCUGGUCAAUCGUUUUUGUCCUAUACUCCUGUAUAUAGUGAGAAAAGCGAAUCUUUUUGAAAUUGCCCCCACUUCAGAUGCCAAUUUGAUGACGUCACUAAUGAAUAUAUUCGAUUGCUUUCUGGAUGAUUUUAAAGAUGAGAAAUAUGUGCAAAAUAUAUCGGAUUUAGAUAUGAGAGCUCAGAUUGAAGGUGUAUUUUUAUUUUCAUGCAUAUGGUCUAUUGGUGGUUCUUUGGAUGCGAAUAGCAGAGAUAAAUUUAAUCUAGUAUUUCGUGCUUUAAUGGAAAAGAAUUUUCCUGAGAGUCUUUAUGAAGACUUCGGUAUACCGGAGGCGUUGCAUGUACCCGUAUUAGCAAAACCUUUUAUAUUCCCCAUACCCAAACAGGGUUCUGUCUUCGAUUAUAGAUUUAUUAAAGAAGGCAAAGGAAAAUGGCGCGCCUGGCAGGAUGAUGUCACCGCUGCGGCUCCUAUACCACGAGAUAUACCCGUUAAUCAAAUUAUUAUUACUACCAAUGAAAAUGUACGCAUGACUAUGCUUUUGGAUCUAUUGGUAAGACAUUCGAAACCGGUUAUGUUUGUGGGCCCUACGGGAACAGGCAAAAGUUGUUAUAUUAUCGAUUACAUGCUCAAGAAAAUGGAUUUGAAUGUCUACAAACCUUUACUCGUAAAUUUCUCGGCCCAGACUUCGGCAAAUCAGACACAAGAUAUUGUUAUGUCUAAAUUAGAUAAAAGGCGCAAGGGGGUUUUUGGACCACCCUUAAAUAAAAAAUUCGUAAUAUUUGUAGAUGACGUUUCCAUGCCUCUGAAGGAGAACUAUGGCGCCCAACCUCCUAUAGAACUGUUGCGUAUGAUGUUGGAUCAUUGGAUGUGGUAUGAUCGCAAAUCCAUAUUACCCAUGAAAUUAAUCGAUCUGCAAAUGAUUUGUGCCAUGGGACCACCCUCAACGGGUAAUACUGUAACGCCUCGUUUCCAGAGACACUUCAACGUUUUGUCCAUUGAUGAAUUUAAUGAUGACAUCUUAAAGACCAUUUUUAGUAAAAUUGUUUUAUGGCAUUUGGACACCAGAGGUUUUUCCAAAGAAUUUGAUCCUUGUAUUGAUGAAAUUGUAGAUGCCACUUUGAAAAUCUAUAAUAAAGCUAAACUUAAUCUCUUACCCACACCAGCUAAAUCACAUUAUCUCUUCAAUUUACGAGACUUUGCAAGAGUUAUACAAGGUGUUUUACUAUCGGUACCCGAAGCCACUGAAGAUAUGAAUUCCAUGAGACGUCUCUGGGUUCAUGAAGUACAACGAGUCUACGGUGAUCGUUUGGUAGAAGAUGCAGAUCGUUCCUGGUUAUUCCAGGCUUUGUGCGAACAAAUGCAAGAAAGUUUUACCACAUCACCGGAGGUGCUUUUUGAACGUUUGGUGCAAAAAGGCCAAAAGCUAACAGAAGCCGAUUUUAGACGUUUAAUCUAUUGUGAUUUUACUAAUCCCAAAGCGGAUACCAAAAAUUAUAUAGAAGUUCAAGAUCUGGAGGAGUUGCGUAAUGUGGUUGAGGCCUAUUUGGUGGAGUAUAAUAAUAUGUCAAAGAAACCCAUGAACUUGGUACUCUUUCGUUUUGCCGUGGAACAUUUAUCGAGAAUCUGUCGCAUUAUAAAGCAGCCACGUAGUCAUGCUCUACUGAUUGGGGUCGGUGGCUCCGGACGUCAGAGCUUAACACGUUUGGCUUCGCAUAUAUGUGAUUAUGAGUUGUUUCAAGUGGAAAUAUCUCGAUUAUAUGGACCGAAUGAAUGGCAUGAAGAUAUCAAGGUUAUAUUACGUAAAAUAAGUUCCUCCGAAAUGCAUGGAGUAUUUUUGUUUACCGAUGUACAGAUCAAAGAUGAAUCGUUUUUGGAGGAUAUAAAUAACUUACUCAACUCCGGCGAAGUACCAAAUCUAUUUUCGAAUGAAGAGAAGGUGGAAGUAGUGGAGAAAAUGGCUCAAAUUGAUAAGCAACGUGAUAAGGCCGUACAAACCGAUGGCAGUCCAGUGGCUUUAUUCAACUUCUUUGUGACAACCUGCAAAGAUCAAUUACACAUAGUCCUGGCCAUGUCUCCCAUUGGCGAAGCCUUGCGUGUGCGCAUACGUAAAUUCCCUUCCAUAGUUAAUUGCUGCACCAUUGAUUGGUUUCAGGCUUGGCCUGAAGAUGCUCUCCUAGCAGUGUCCACACGAUUUUUAGCUCAAGAAGAUUUAACCGAUUUGGAGCGUAAGGCUUCUAUUGAUAUGUGUAUGGAGUUUCAUACUUCAACGCAAUUAUUAUCGGAAGCAUUCUAUUUGAGAUUGAAAAGACAUAAUUAUGUUACGCCUACUUCUUAUUUGGAAUUGAUACAGACCUUUAAGACAUUGCUGAAUAAAAAGCGGACUUCCAUUAUGACCAAUAAAAACCGUUAUCUUACCGGUAUCUCCCAACUGGACAUAGCAGCGCAACAAGUAGGCGUUAUGCAAGAACAAUUAGUUGCUCUGGAGCCUAAAUUAAAAGCAGCCUCAGAAACUGUGGCCAUACAAGUAGCCAAAGUAACGGAGGAUAGUAAAGCGGCAGAAGAACAACGAGAAAUGGUUAAAAAGGAUGAAACCCUUGCAACUGAGCAGGCCAAAGUAGCACAAGCCAUUAAAGAUGAGUGUGAUGCUAAAUUAGGUGAAGCUUUGCCCAUAUUAAAUGAUGCUUUAGCAGCCUUAAACACCCUAACCACAGCCGAUAUAGCGGUAGUUAAAACCAUGAAAAGUCCUCCUAUAGGAGUGCGUAUUGUUAUGGAAGCAGUGUGUAUUUUGAAGGAAGUUAAACCGGAACGUAUAGCCAAUCCUAGUGGUGUCGGUAUGAUCGAAGAUUAUUGGGGUCCUUCGAAGCGCGUAUUAAGUGAUAUUAAAUUCCUGGAUAGUUUAUUAAACUUUGAUAAGGAUAAUAUACCACCGGCGGUUAUAAAGAAAUUACAAGAACGUGUCUUAAGUAAUGAAGCCUUUGAUCCCGACAAAAUACGUUCUGCUUCCACAGCCUGCGAGGGUUUGUGUCGAUGGGUUAUAGCUUUAACGAAAUAUGAUGUGGUGGCUAAGGUAGUGGCUCCCAAGAAAAUAGCAUUAGCAGAGGCUCAAGCCACCUAUAAUGCUGCCCAAAAAACUUUAAAUGAAAAAUUGGCCCAAUUAGCUCGUGUGGAGGCAAAUUUGGCGGCAAUACAAAAAGUUUUGGAUAAACAAUUAAAAGAAUAUGGCGUUCUACAAGCUGAGCACGAAGCUUGCACGAAAAAGUUACAAAGAGCCCAGGAAUUAAUCUCCGGUUUAGGUGGUGAACGCACCAGAUGGUCGGAAACGGCUAAACAAUUGGGACGCACCUAUAACACUUUAACUGGAGAUGUACUGAUCUCUUCUGGGGUGGUGGCCUAUCUGGGACCCUUUACCAUAGACUAUCGCGUUGAACAAGUUCGCAAAUGGGCCGAGAAGUGUGCUUCGUUUGGUAUAGUCUGCAGUCAAGAUUUUCAGUUGGUCAAUGUUUUGGGUGAACCGGUAGAGAUACGUAACUGGAAUAUAUGUGGUCUACCCACUGAUGCAUUUUCCAUUGAAAGUGCCAUAAUGAUGCAAAACGCCCGCCGUUGGCCUCUUAUGAUAGAUCCGCAAGGACAAGCCAAUAAAUGGAUUAAAAAUCUCGAAAAGAAUAAUCGUCUUUGUGUAAUACGCCUUAAUCAACCCGAUUAUACCAGAGUUCUGGAAAAUGCUAUACAAUUCGGUUUACCCGUACUACUAGAGAAUAUAGGAGAAGAAUUAGAUCCUUUACUGGAAUCAAUUUUACUUAAGCAACUAUUCAAGCAAGGCGGUACAUUGUGCAUUAAACUGGGCGACUCGGUUAUAGAAUAUAAUCACAGUUUUAAAUUCUAUAUGACUACCAAAUUACGCAAUCCUCACUAUUUACCAGAAGUCGCGGUCAAAGUAACGCUACUUAAUUUCAUGAUUACCACACAAGGUUUACAAGAUCAGCUAUUGGGCAUAACAGUCGCUAGAGAACGACCUGAUUUGGAGGCCGAAAAGAAUACACUUAUUGUACAGGGUGCUGAAAAUAAACGUAUGCUUAAAGAAACUGAAGAUCAAAUUUUGGAAGUACUUUCGUCUGCUGAAAAUAUUUUGGAGGAUGAAACUGCUGUACAAAUUCUAAGCUCUUCGAAGGCCUUGGCCAAUGACAUCAAUGAGAAACAGAUUAUAACCGAAGCCACAGAAAAACAAAUUGAUAUUGCCCGCUUGAGUUAUGUACCAAUAGCAGAGCAUUCAACAAUAUUAUUUUUUACUAUUGUUGAAUUGGCCAAUAUUGAUCCAAUGUAUCAGUACAGUUUAGCAUGGUUUGUCUCACUGUUCACAGCAUCCAUUGAUAAUACGGAAAAAGUUGAUGACAUAACGGAGCGUCUAAACGAUUUACGGGGACAUUUUACAUAUAGUCUGUACGUGAAUAUAUGUCGCAGUUUGUUUGAGAGAGAUAAACUACUAUUUUCAUUAAUUUUGAAUAUAAAUCUUAUGAAAUCAGAGGGUAAAAUCGAUAAUGCCGAAUGGAUGUUUCUGCUAACGGGCGGCAUAGGUUUGGACAACCCACACAAAAAUCCAGCCAAAUGGUUGGGCAUACAAAGUUGGAAUGAAAUAUGUCGUUUAUCGGAGUUGAGUAAUUUCAAAGGAUUACGUGAAGAUGUGGUAGCUAAUUUGGAGCAAUGGAAGUUGUUAUUUGACUCGUCCACACCGCAAGAUAAUGAGGCCAUUCCUUUGUCAUGGCAAAAGCGUUUGACUUUAUUUCAGAAAUUAUUGCUGCUGAGAGUUUUUAGACCUGACAAAUUAGUGCCGGCUAUAUUGGGUUUUGUGGCCUCGGAAAUGGGUGAAAAGUUUGUAGAUCCUCCCCAGUUUGAUUUGGCGGCCUCAUUUGCUGAUUCUCAUUGCUGUAUACCUCUGAUAUUUAUAUUGACUCCUGGUUCAGAUCCUACUGCUACUUUAUUGAAAUUUGCUGAUGAGCAGGGCUUUGGCAGUAAUCGUUUGUUUUCUUUAUCAUUGGGCCAAGGUCAGGGACCCAUAGCAGUUAAAAUGAUAGAUGAAGGUGUAAAAUUGGGUAAUUGGGUAGUUUUACAAAAUUGCCAUUUAGCCAAAAGCUUUAUGCCUCAACUGGAAAAGAUUUGUGAGGGCAUGGUACCCGAUUCCACACAUCCCGAUUUUCGUUUAUGGUUAACUUCCUAUCCGGCCGAACAUUUUCCGGUGGUGGUAUUGCAAAAUGGCAUAAAAAUGACCAAUGAACCACCCAAAGGUUUAAGAUCCAAUGUUGUGCGUUCCAUGCUAUCGGAUCCUAUUUCAGAUCCGGAGUGGUAUGAGUCUUGUAAACAAAAUCAAACUUUUAAGCAGCUGAUAUAUUCCUUGUGUUUCUUCCAUGCGGUUAUACAAGAGCGCCGCUACUUCGGUCCUAUAGGUUGGAAUAUACCCUACGAAUUCAAUGAAACCGAUUUGCGUAUAAGUUUAAUGCAACUGAAAAUGUUUUUGGAUCAAUAUGAGGGUGUUAACUAUGAUGCCUUGAGAUAUUUAACGGGAGAAUGUAAUUAUGGUGGUCGCGUUACCGAUGAUUGGGAUCGUCGUACCUUGAAGACUAUACUCAAUAGAUAUUAUUGUCCGGAAGUUUUGGAUCUAGAAAAGCCAUUUUAUUUUGACGAUAAACAGAUAUAUUAUAUACCAGUGUUUAAGGAAGUGGAAAAUUAUAUCAAUUAUACCAAGGAAUUACCGCAACAGACUGUACCGGCCAUAUUUGGUUUUCAUGCUAAUGCGGAUAUUAUGAAGGAUCAACAGGAAACGGAUAUGUUGUUAAGUCAUACUCUAUUAACACAGGAUCGUGUGGAUUUACAUGAAAAACGAUUAAUUAAAAAAUCCCAACCCUAUUACCAAGAAACACUAGCGAAACGUUAUCCAGAAAACAUGUUCCUACCCACCUGUCCUACUUGCCCUGAAUUUAUUUCCCUCUAUUACUCUCACAAGGAUACAGCGGCCGAUGCUAACGAUGAUGCCGAGGGCGGCGGAGAACGUUUGUCACCCGAAGAGGUUGUCAUAAAUGUAGCAACUGAUAUUUUGCAACGUUUACCCAAAGAUUUUGAUCGUGAUGCUGCACUCUAUCGUUAUCCGACCAGUUAUCAUCAGAGCAUGAAUACAGUAUUGGUUCAGGAAAUGGUACGUUUUAAUGUCCUCUUAUCGACAAUACGUUCCAGUUUGGUUACAUUACGCAAGGCUAUUAAAGCAUAAUUUCCACUUGACUGGAUAUUUUUGCUUGUAACAUUAAC
This is a messenger RNA of Lucilia cuprina (Australian sheep blowfly), 11998 nucleotides long. Its product is annotated as dynein axonemal heavy chain 7-like. Lineage: Eukaryota; Metazoa; Arthropoda; Insecta; Diptera; Calliphoridae. Gene Ontology annotation, cellular component: dynein complex. Gene Ontology annotation, biological process: microtubule-based movement. The transcript has 30 exons. Bases 345 to 11960 code for a protein of 3871 amino acids. Gene Ontology annotation, molecular function: ATP binding; ATP hydrolysis activity; dynein intermediate chain binding. The record is from RefSeq and is a predicted model, not a curated record.